This is a messenger RNA of Bemisia tabaci, 1579 nucleotides long. The record is from RefSeq and is a predicted model, not a curated record. NCBI's taxonomy places the organism in Eukaryota, Metazoa, Arthropoda, Insecta, Hemiptera, Aleyrodidae.
UUUGCAUGAGCACAUGACAACGGCAUCAUUUUUGCACAGAAUCUUUUUACGAUCUAAUCUACUUUUCUAAUUUAAAAUCGCACAGCAUUAAGGACGUUUUUAGGUACCAGUGAAAUUCAGUUCAUAGUGUUUUCUGCGCGUUUUCUUUAUUUGAAUGCAAUAUCCAGUCAUUCACCACUUUAAUUAUAUUAACAGCCAUCUAGCAAUGUUGCUGUGCAUGAGGAAGGCCUUAUCAGGUUAGAUUCCUUCAAUCAAGUUGGCUAGUCAUCUGUAAGUUAUCAGUAACAUUACCUAGGUCCAGUUCAAUUUCCACUCCAGGAAAAUCAUGAGGACUUUACAGUAUGGCGAAACAUAUACUGGGUUAACUUAAAUAGAUCUACUUAUUUGGUAAGAAGGAGGAAUUUUAUUAGGGAGGAAAUGAAUCUGUAUUCUGUGGAUGAAUUCAUUGGAGAGGGAGCGCAUGGGCAAGUAUUUGCUGCUGUUGAAAAAACCACAAACAGGAAGGUUGCGUUGAAAAAAUUGAUCGCCAAGAAUUCAAAAGCAGAUAUUCUAAUCAGCUAUGUUCGAGAACUGAAAAUACUUCAGCAGAUAAAAUGUAAAUAUGUGAUAGAGUUACUCGACUUCUUCCCUCACAACUUUGCUCUCUGCCUCAUUUUUGAAUUCAUGCCAUCUGGAUUGUUGGAAAUGGUUCACUACUCAGAAGAGCCAUUAACGCUGCAGCAAGAAAAAACUUACUGCUCGAUGCUGUUGAAAGGAGUCAGCUAUCUCCAUCAGAAUGGCAUCAUUCACAGAGAUUUGAAACCAGCCAACCUCCUCAUCAGUACCGAUGGUAUUUUACGCAUUGCUGAUUUUGGUCUUAGCCGCCUUUUGUACAAUGAGGAGGACGGCAAAGAUGGGAGCCGCAAAAAGUACACGGCAAGAGUGGCCACACGAUGGUACAGAGCACCGGAGUCUCUCUAUGGAUCUAAUAAUUAUGAUGAGAAGAUAGAUAUAUGGGCUGUUGGAUGCAUCAUUGCAGAAAUCAAUAACAAAGCUCCUUUGUUCGCUGGCGAAACAGACAUAGAGCAACUGAGCAUUGUGGUUCAAAGCCUCGGGAGACCUUCUGAAAAAAAUUGGCCCAACAUGAAGAAAUUACCAGAUUUUGGAAAAAUACAUUUUCCGAAAUGGAAACCUAUUUCGUGGAAUGUUCUUCUUCCGGAUGCUAACCCAGAACUGCGUAGUUUGGUCCAGUCAUUGCUGCUGUAUAAUGCUGCCGACCGACUCUCUGCAUCUGAGGCUUUAAAACACAGGUUUUUCUACAGCCUGCCACUACCUUGUCCAGAUAACAAAAUGCCUCACCCUCCAUCAAACCAUAGACAGCUCGUCAAGAUUCAAAACAAAGCACCGAAAGCCCCCACCAGAGAGAAUGUUUUCGGAGAUUUGGUUGCCUUCUUGUAAAAAAUGGAUUCACGCUUGUGAAAGAUACUCAGCGGCGUUGAUGUGAUUUUUCGAGCGGUGGGCCACCUCCGCCUUGCAGGCAUUUUCUUUUAUCUCAAGGUGACGAUGCGUCACGAAGCGGCCCAACAGGAACCCUGCAAAA